Heterobasidion irregulare TC 32-1 is the source of this 2021-nucleotide messenger RNA. RefSeq names its product GMC oxidoreductase 1 (gene gor1). The record is from RefSeq and is a predicted model, not a curated record. NCBI's taxonomy places the organism in Eukaryota, Fungi, Basidiomycota, Agaricomycetes, Russulales, Bondarzewiaceae. Gene Ontology annotation, molecular function: flavin adenine dinucleotide binding; oxidoreductase activity, acting on CH-OH group of donors. The coding region runs from base 68 to 1873 and encodes 601 amino acids. The transcript is spliced from 25 exons.
CAUAUCUACCUGAGUCUCCGUCGCUAGAGAUAACCUGUACCCGUUUUUUUUAUCCAAUUCUCGAACGAUGCCUGUUGUCCAAGCCGGCGAUGUCGUGGAUAAGGUGUACGACUAUGUCAUUAUCGGUGGUGGUACGGCUGGGUUGGUAUUAGCUGCUAGGCUCACCGAAGACCCAUCAACAUCCGUUCUUGUCAUUGAAUCUGGCCCAGCCAACUUGAACGACAACCUCCUCCUUCGCCUUGCAUCCUUCGCUGCACAAUUUGGUCAGGAGAAGUACGAUUGGUUCUUCCGUACGGUCCCCCAGGAGAACAGCGACGAAACUCAGUAUUUCUGGCCUCGCGGUCGCACAUUGGGCGGAAGCUCCGCACUCAACUUCUUCGCGUAUUGCAAACCGCCGGCGCAGGAGAUCGACGACUUCGAACGGCUUGGAAACCCGGGAUGGAACUGGGCAAACUUCCAGAAGUAUUCCGCAAAAGCAGAAGGAUAUAUUCCCCCUUCUGAAGAGCAGAUCAAGGAGCAGGAGUUGAAUGUAGAUAACUGGAAACUCGGAACUGAGGGUCCUAUCAAGCUCAUUGUCCCUCCACGUGUUACCCAGCCUGAUUUCGCUUCUGCGCGCACUUUGAAAGCCGCAGGCAUUCCACUAGCUCCCGCACCGCUGAAUGGAGAUCCGAGAGGAUGGUACCCGUUCCCCAUAACCGUCGACCCUGAAACCUUCAGCAGGUCUUACGCUACGACGGGAUACUACCUUCCGAACGAAUCUCGCCCGAACCUCUCGUUGCUUCUUGAGUCUACCGUCAUCAAAGUUCUCUUAUCCGACGGUGCCUCCUCUCUGAAGGCCACUGGUGUGGAAUUCACGGUGAAGGGUAUUACGGAGAAAGUUUAUGUUGCCAAGUCAAGGAAAGAGGUGAUUCUUUCUGCUGGCGCUAUCAAGACUCCCCAGCUGCUCGAACUCUCGGGUAUUGGCAGCAAGUCCAUCCUGGAGAAGUAUGAUAUCCCGGUCAAACUGGACCUGCCUGCGGUCGGAGAGAAUGUGCAAGAACACAGUUUCGUCGCUACCUCAUUCCAAUUUAAGGAUGAUUAUGAGCACGAGACCUUUGACAUUCUCCGUGAUCCCUCGAGUGCAGCAAAAGAGCUCGAAGCCUACUCCAAAGGCGAAGGCUUCUUUACCAAAGCCCACCUGGGCUUUGUCUUUGCUCCUCUUGAGUGGCUUUCCCCGCGCGCAAAAGAGAUCCACGAUGCUCAAAAGAAGAAAGUUACAGAGAAUAGGGAUAAAUACCCGGUGUGGCUGCGCGAGCAGUACGACAUCAUGGUCGAACGCCUGGAUAACCUUGGGCCGGGGUGUGAGCUCCUGCCUUUCGCCGGCUUCUCAUCUUUUCCUAACCCCCCGUUGGACGGGAAGAAGUACUUCUCAUACUAUUUGUCUAUGAACCAUCAAUGGUCGAGAGGAUCUAUCCAUAUCAACUCGGCCGAUCCAUAUGCCCAACCUGAAAUUAACCCUCGUUAUUUCGAUGAAGAGAUUGACCUUCACACGUUCGUUGAGACCAUCAAGUACGUCAGGUCGCUCCGUAACUUCUCUCCUUUCAAGGAGCUGUUGGUCGCCGAAGUCAACCCGGGUCCAAACGUUAACACCGAUGAGGAGAUUAGUGCUUGGCUGAAGAAGUCCAUGUCCACCACCUUCCACACCGCAGGGACGGCAUCCAUGCUUCCACGGGAGAAAGGGGGUGUCGUUGACCCUCAGUUGAAGGUUUACGGUACGGAAAAUCUUCGGGUUGUCGACAUGUCCGUGAUUCCUCUACUAUUCGCGGCACAUACGCAAUCCGUGGUGUACGGGCUAGCAGAGCAAGCGGCCGAUAUCAUCAAGGGCAAAUUUUGAACGAACUUCAGUGUGACAAGUGUAACAGUAUUCGACGGAUAUUACAAUGUAGAUAAGAUGUGCUUUUGAUUUCAUACACCUUCUGAGAGUGUAUGAGGGCCUGAUAGAGCGUCGUGCUGACGAAUGGAACAUCAGCUCUCUAAAGAUU